This is a messenger RNA of Capsicum annuum, 636 nucleotides long. RefSeq lists its product as uncharacterized. NCBI's taxonomy places the organism in Eukaryota, Viridiplantae, Streptophyta, Magnoliopsida, Solanales, Solanaceae. The transcript is spliced from 2 exons. The record is from RefSeq and is a predicted model, not a curated record. The coding region runs from base 1 to 636 and encodes 211 amino acids.
AUGACGGCAUCAAAAUUGAAUAUUGGUGCACGUUGCCCAUCUAAUACUUCUUUUUUUCAAAAAAAGCCUCCUAGAUCACUGCUCACUGUCAACAAGGGACCUAAAGAGAAGAAAUGGGCGAAUAGGGAGGAGUACAAGUUAGCUAGGAAGGAAGCUAAGUUAGAAGUUACGGCAGCUAAGACAACAGCUUUUAAGAGUUUGUAUGUGGGUUUAGAGGAGAGCUGCCAGGAGAAGAGGUUGUAUAGUCUUGCUAAGGCUAUGGAGCGGAAGGCCCGUGACCUUGACCAAGUGAAGUUCGUCAAGGAGGAGGAUGGAAAAGUAUUAGUGGAGGACGUUCACAUUAAGAGAAGGUGGCAGUCAUAUUUCCAUAGGCUCUUGAGUGGCGAGGGGAACAAAGAAAUUGUGUUAGGGGAGCUGGAACACUCGGAGGGGUGUCGUGAUUUUAGUAAUUAUAGACGUAUAAAGAUUGAGGAGGUCUUUGAGGCUACUCGUAGGAUGUAUAGGGGUAAGGCGACGGGUCCUGACGAGAUCCCGGUGAAUUUUUGGAAGUAUUCGAGCGGGGCAGGUUUGAGGUGGCUGAUCAUAUUGUUUAAUGGUAUUUUCAGGAUUGUGAAGAUACCCGAGACUUGGAGAUAG